Molecule: messenger RNA, 815 nt
Organism: Hylaeus volcanicus
Lineage: Eukaryota; Metazoa; Arthropoda; Insecta; Hymenoptera; Colletidae
Gene: Chrac-16
Product: chromatin accessibility complex protein 1-like
Exons: 2
Coding region: 295-807 (170 amino acids)
Cellular component (GO): CHRAC; nucleus
Molecular function (GO): protein heterodimerization activity
Source: RefSeq, a predicted model, not a curated record
AAUACUGCAUCUGAAGGAAAAAGUAGGAAAUCUAAAAAAAAUGUAGACACGUAUAAAAGAAAAAAACGUGUUUGAAACGACAUGCAUAAGCAAAAUUGUCAUAAUUAUUUAUUAUUUUCAUUAUUCUAUAAAAUAUAUCCGGUAUAUAUUCGAGUAUUACACACAAUGUGCAAAGUAAAAAAAUUAGCGGUAAUUGAUUUGUAAGGAUUGGCAAAAUUACGUUGGUCGUGAAAGAGGUUGGAAGAGGUGGUUUACGACGUUUACGUUUCUAGCAGAAAUCAAUUUUCAGUGAAGAUGACUGCACAAGGAUCACCGACCAAAUCGAAGGAAUUACGUUUGCCUAUGUCAAGAGUGAAAACGAUUAUGAAAAGUUCUCCUUACGUUGACACAAUCGGCCAGGAUGGAUUAUAUGUAGUCACGAAAGCUACGGAACUAUUCAUACAUUAUUUAACAGAGGAAGCACAUUUACAAGGGAGUAAAGGCAAUUCUUUAGAUUAUAAAAAUCUAGCAGAGGUGGUACAAACUAAUGAUACUUUGGAAUUUCUAAGAGAAAUAAUGCCUAGGAAAAUAACAGUGAAACAAUUUAAAGAAAUGAUGGCAGCCAAAAAUAGGCACAGUAGCUCAGAGAGUAGUACAGAUUCGGACAGUGAUAGUGAUUCAGAAACAGAUUCUUGUACAGACAGCGAUGAUAGAAAACCAGAGGAUGGGAGCUCGUCAAAUAGUGAUGAAGAAAGUGAAACAAAGGAGAAUGGUAAAUGUGACUUGGUCAGUGGAAAGAGUGAGAGCGAGAAUGAAACUAAAAGAUAAGGAAGUGG